AUUAAGAUUGGAUUUUAAAAAAUCACAUGUUCCGGCGGGAAUAAUGUAAUAUCUUGUAACGGGUUAAAUGCAACUUUUAUUUAUCUUUUUUAUUAUCUUAAUAUAAUUUUUUAUAUUAUUAUAUCACAUUUCUAAAUUAAAACUAUGUGGUGUACAACGCCUGAAAUUUCAUGGCAUAAUCGUGAUCCAGUUUUGAGUAUUGAUAUACAAAAUGGAAUUUAUAAAACAUCAAAAGAUGAAAUUUUUUGGCGAGUUGUAACCGGAGGUGCUGAUUCACAUAUUUUGAUAUGGCAUUUAACAAUGAAUGAAAAUGGAGGUGCUAUUGUGAAGUGCGUUGCUGAUUUAGAACGGCAUCAAAGGGCAGUAAAUGUAGUGCGAUUUUCACCAUCAAAAAGUAUUUUAGCUUCAGGAGAUGAUGAAUCAACCAUAGUUUUAUGGAAACAAAAGGAGGAUUGCGAAUUUUUUAUUACUUCUGAAGAAACUAAAGAUAAAGAACAAUGGAUUUCUUGGAAAGUAUUAAGAGGACAUCUUGAGGAUGUCUAUGACAUCAGUUGGUCUCCAAAUUCUAAUAUGUUAGUUUCUGGAUCUGUAGAUAAUACAGCCAUUUUAUGGGAUAUUCACAAAGGACGUUCUGUAGCAAUAUUAUCUGAUCAUAAAGGUUUUGUACAAGGUGUUUCAUGGGAUCCUUGUAAUCAAUAUAUAUGUACAAUAAGUACAGAUAGAAUAUGCCGUUUAAUUGAUAUAAAUACUAAAAAAACAGUACAACGGGUAUAUAAGACAAAAAUUCCAACUCGAACAAAUCAUCCAAUAAAAGAUAAAAUAGUACGCUUAUUUUAUGAUGAUACUUUUAAGUCAUUCUUUAGAAGAUUAACAUUUUCUAUAGAUGGAUUAUUACUUAUUGUACCUUCUGGUAUAAUUGAGCCUAUAGAAACAUCAGAAAGGGUAUCUAAUACAACUUUAAUUUUUUCAAGAUAUAAUUUAAAAGAACCUCUUGUACUUCUACCUUCUUUAGAUGAAUGUACUAUUGCAGUUCGAUGUUGUCCACUUUAUUUUGAAUUACAAAACGAUGGUCCAACACCAAUGAUAGCUUUGCCUUAUCGAAUGGUAUUUGCUGUUGCAACACAGCACUCAAUAAUGAUAUAUGAUACUCAACAAAUUUCACCAAUUGCUGUAAUAUCAAAUAUUCAUUAUACUAGAUUAACUGAUGUUGCAUGGUCAGAUGAUGGUAGAAUUUUAAUUGCAUCUUCAACAGAUGGUUAUUGUUCUAUAAUACAUUUUCAAAAAGGUGAAUUAGGUCAAGAAUAUAAAAAACAAAGUGAUAUUCCAACAAAAUCUGAUAGUAUUAAUAAUAAUUUUAAACAAUUUACAACAUCAAGUUUUAAUAUUAAAAAUGUAUCUGAAAAACUUGCAGCCACUGCUGAUAUAGAUAAUAGUGCUAUAGAUAUUGACAUAAAACAUGAAAUAAAAAAAAUUCUCAAUGAAAAUUCACAAAAUAUCAUAAAUGAAAAUAAUAAAUUAUUAAAUCACACAAUUAAACAAAAAACAGACUUAGAUAAUAAAAUGGAAAUUGAAGAGACUGAAGAUAUUAAAUUAGUUUAUAAUGAAGAAAGUACUAAUGAAGUUAAAGUAAAUAUAUCUCAAAAAUCAGAGGUACCAUUAAUAAUCCCUAGUAAAACUCCUCGAAGAGUACAAUUAAUUACACUUUCUAGUCCAAAAGGACUUAAAAAGGAACAAUCUUAACUUUGAAAU
Apis dorsata (giant honeybee) is the source of this 1749-nucleotide messenger RNA. It is a transcript of the gene Caf1-105, whose product is annotated as chromatin assembly factor 1 subunit B. Lineage: Eukaryota; Metazoa; Arthropoda; Insecta; Hymenoptera; Apidae. Gene Ontology annotation, biological process: DNA replication-dependent chromatin assembly; nucleosome assembly. The record is from RefSeq and is a predicted model, not a curated record. The transcript is spliced from 6 exons. Gene Ontology annotation, molecular function: protein binding. Gene Ontology annotation, cellular component: CAF-1 complex; nucleus. Bases 145 to 1740 code for a protein of 531 amino acids.